AUGGAAAAGGCGAGUGCCACAAGAGGGUUCUUCCAAGAAGUUCCCGUGUUGAGCAACCAAUUCCACGAGGAUCCGAGUAUUCAGAGGGUGUUGAAAUUGUUUGUGCCAGGCCAGGUGUUACAAGGCGCGGCUUCGGAGAUUGAGCAGCUUUGCGAUGAAGCACUCUCUCCACAAGUCCUUGAAUGGGUUACCGACGCCGAGAAGAAUCAACCGUACAUUACUGGCGGGGGCAAGAAUGCUUUCGGUCGCCCCGUUGACACGAAAUUAGUCGUGACUGAAGGCUGGAAGAAACUUCAAGAUCGCGGUUUUGAAAAUGGAUUUUCUGCUCAGGGAUACGAGCAAGGCCUAGGACAGUACACACGAGUGUUACAGUACAUGCGUCUACUUCUCUGGGAAGGGUCGAGUGCAAAUACAUCAUGCCCACAGGCCAUGCAAGACGGUGCCAGCCGACUCCUCCAGAGACAACUCACAGGCCAAGGCCGCAAGCUCAGCCCGGUGGAGAAAAGAGUAUUUGAGAACGCUUUUGUCCAUCUCACAUCCCGUGACCCGAGCAAGGCCUGGACGAGCGGCCAAUGGAUGACGGAGCGCCCUGGAGGUAGCGACGUUUCCAAGACGGAGACGAUUGCCUCAUAUGCACCGGUCAGUACUUCUGAUGGAUUCUCGCCGCAAUGCAGCCCUUCCGAGGACAUACCGCUGGGCCCGUGGACCAUCUCCGGCUUCAAGUGGUUUUCCAGCGCGACAGACAGCAAUAUGACCAUCCUCCUCGCGCAGACGUCCCCAGGAAAGGGCCUGAGCGCCUUUUACGCACCGAUGCGCCGCUGGAAUCCGAACCUCGCCGUGUCCGCGGGUGGCAAAAAGGGCGGCAUGGAGCUCAACGGCGUGCGCAUUACCCGGCUCAAGAAUAAAAUGGGCACAAAGUCGCUGCCCACGGCGGAGCUGGAGCUCGACGGUAUGCGGGGCUGGCUGAUUGGUGAAGAAGGCAAGGGCAUCCGAGAGAUCACCACCAUCCUCACCAUUACACGAAUUCGAUCUGCCAUUGGCGGCUUGGGCUACCUGAGUCGCAGUCUGGCCGUGGCGCGAGCAUUCGCCCGGGUCCGCGAGGUCGGCGCUGGCAGAGGGGCCCGGAUCAGGCUGAGUGACAGCCCGCUGCACAUGCGCACGCUGUCCGACAUGACAAUUGAGUAUCACGGGUUAAUGCUGUUGACAUUUUACGGGACCUACGUCAUGGGCAUCGACGAACAUGGCGCAGCCUCGCCGUCCUCUUCUCCUCCGGGAUCCGUCCCCGUCGCCAUUCAACGCCUCGCGCCGUCUUCGCCCUCGCGCGCGACGGCGCUCCUCCGGGUCUUGACCCCGGUCAUCAAGGCGUACGUCUGCAAGAACUCUAUCUACCUGAUUUACGCCUGCAUGGAGUCACUCGGCGGUGUCGGAUACCUCGAGAACAGCGAGACCGAACACGUGAAUCUGGCGCGCCUCUUCCGCGACGCUUGCGUCUUGAGUAUCUGGGAGGGCACCACCGACGUGCUGAGCACAGAUUUCGUGCGGGCUCUGAAGCACCCGCGCGAAGGCCCCGAGAGCCUGGCCGCCCUGGAUGCACUGAUCGAGGCCGGGCUGGAGGGCAAGGCGCAAGGCACGGUACUGGCGCAGCGAUGGGCAAAGACCAAGAGUACGAUGCAAGGGACGGCACAGGAGGAUCUCAUGAGCUCAGCCAGGGACUUGGUGUGGGAAACAGCAGAGAUCUUGAUCGGAUCGCUAUAUCUUGUGGACGCGGGCCUGGACGGCGAUGCUCGCAUCAAGGAGAUGUGCUGGAGGUUCCUUUCGACCAAGCGUCUCACGGAGCAAAAUGCAGGAGGGCAGUAUCGCCAAAUCGACCUGGUCACGAACCAGACUAUUGUCUUUGGCAGUGGUUCGUCGCCUAGUCUUGAAGCAAAGCUAUGA
Pestalotiopsis fici W106-1 is the source of this 1935-nucleotide messenger RNA. RefSeq lists its product as uncharacterized. The coding region runs from base 1 to 1935 and encodes 644 amino acids. The record is from RefSeq and is a predicted model, not a curated record. The transcript has 3 exons. Gene Ontology annotation, molecular function: oxidoreductase activity, acting on the CH-CH group of donors. Lineage: Eukaryota; Fungi; Ascomycota; Sordariomycetes; Amphisphaeriales; Sporocadaceae.